AUGGAGGGUUUAUCUGCAGCAAACACACAGUUCUCUCUAAACCUGUUCAAGAAGAUCAGCGGAGGAAACGCAUCAGGAAAUGUCUUCUACUCUCCGAUCAGCAUCUCUUCAGCUCUGGCCAUGGUGUCGCUCGGAGCGAAAGGAAACACAGCGGCGCAGAUGUUUAAGGUCCUGGGCUUUACCAAUCCUCCCAAACCCGGUGCUGCGACUCCAGCUCCACAUGUUAAAGAGGACCAAAUUCAUUCCAGCUUCAACAAGCUCAUGAGUGAACUGAAGAAACCAGGAGCGCCGUAUGUGUUGAGUCUUGCCAACCGUCUCUACGGAGAACAAUCCUACCAGUUUGUCGAGAAAUUCCUCAAUGACACAAAAUCAUACUAUAAAGCUGAACUGGAGGAGGUGGACUUCAUGAAGAAAUCAGAGGCUGCACGUGCCAACAUCAACAAAUGGGUGGAGAAAAACACUCAAGAAAAGAUCAAGAACUUGUUGCCACAAGGAAGUGUCAAUGAUGCAACAAAACUGGUCUUGGUGAACGCCAUCUACUUCAAGGGGAACUGGGAGAAGAAAUUCCCAAAGGAAGCCACCAGAGAUGGACAGUUUAAGCUUAACAAAGCUCACACUAAACCAGUGAAGAUGAUGCAUCAGGAAUCAAAGUUUCCUCUUGGCUUCAUCCCAGAGUUGAACAGUCAGGUUCUGGAGCUGCCGUAUGUCGGGAAGAAUCUCAGUAUGUUGAUCAUCCUUCCGAACAAGAUUCAAGACGAAACCACUGGCCUUCAGAAGCUUGAAAAGGCACUGACCUACGAGAAGCUCAUGGAGUGGACCAAACCCAACAAGAUGCUUCAAGAGCAAGUUCAAGUAUCUCUGCCCACAUUCAAGAUGGAGGAAACCUAUGACAUGAAGAGUCUUCUGAUCAGCAUGGGGAUGGAGGAUGUUUUUAAUGAGCAGAAGGUGAAUCUUUCAGGCAUGUCGCCCAACAAUGACCUGGUGGUGUCGAAGGUGAUUCAUAAAGCCUUCGUUGAAGUAAACGAGGAAGGAACCGAAGCGGCUGCAGCCACCGGCGUCGUUAUCCUUGGUGCGACAGCUUUAAAACCAGAAGACCCAAAAAUCUUUAUUGCAGACCAUCCCUUCCUUUUCUUCAUCCGACACAAUCCCUCCAACAGCAUUCUGUUUUACGGACGCUUCUGUUCUCCUUAGAGAUAUUAAUGAUGAAGUGAUGAUUCUAGCUGCAUGUGUUCCUCUAAUA
Carassius auratus (goldfish) is the source of this 1240-nucleotide messenger RNA. Its product is annotated as leukocyte elastase inhibitor-like. The transcript has 6 exons. Gene Ontology annotation, molecular function: serine-type endopeptidase inhibitor activity. The coding region runs from base 1 to 1191 and encodes 396 amino acids. NCBI's taxonomy places the organism in Eukaryota, Metazoa, Chordata, Actinopteri, Cypriniformes, Cyprinidae. Gene Ontology annotation, biological process: negative regulation of endopeptidase activity. The record is from RefSeq and is a predicted model, not a curated record.